Ictalurus furcatus (blue catfish) is the source of this 1474-nucleotide messenger RNA. It is a transcript of the gene fhl1b, whose product is annotated as four and a half LIM domains 1b. Lineage: Eukaryota; Metazoa; Chordata; Actinopteri; Siluriformes; Ictaluridae. The transcript has 6 exons. The coding region runs from base 310 to 1155 and encodes 281 amino acids. Gene Ontology annotation, molecular function: transmembrane transporter binding. Gene Ontology annotation, biological process: muscle organ development. The record is from RefSeq and is a predicted model, not a curated record.
CUAUUUGUGCUUUACUCUGAACACAGCCAAGUGGACAGAACUGUUAUGAAAUCUGCAUUAUAAUGUGUGUGUGUGUGUGUGUGUGUGUGUAUGUGUGUGUGUGAGAAUCAUGCAGUGAAAUGACAUGACAUGUAUAUAAGUGUACCACUGGUGGUGUAUGAGUAGUGAUGUACCCUCUGUAUAUGAAGCCUUAUGAUGUUCUCUUCAUUACUUUCUACAGAACUACACACGUUUAGGGUGUGACCUGGUCACUUCUGCACCCUAUGUAGUGCACCGUAUAGUGUGGGUGUGGUGAAUGUGAGUGUCAUCAUGUCGGACCGUUUCAGCUGUUUUUAUUGCCGUGAUGAUCUGAGUGGGAAGAAAUUCGUGCAGAAGGAGGACAACAAGCCAGUGUGUGUUCGCUGCUUCGACAAAUUCUGUGCCAACAACUGUGCCGAGUGUCGCCGUCCAAUCAGCACGGACGCCAAGGAGCUGCACUAUAAGGGUCGUUACUGGCAUGAGGACUGUUUCCGCUGCUCAAAGUGUUAUAAGAAUUUGGCGAAAGAGUCGUUCAGUGUGAAGGAUGAUCGGAUCCUGUGUGGGAAAUGCAGCUCACGUGAGGACGCACCCCGCUGCCACGCCUGCUACAAACCCAUCCUAGCAGGUGCAGAGAGCGUGGAGUACAAAGGCAACGUGUUUCAUGAUGACUGUUUCACGUGUUAUAAGUGUAAGAAGCCGAUCGGCUCUGAGAGCUUCAUCACUAAAAACGAGAACGUUUACUGCAGCAGCUGCCACGAGAGCAAAUUCUCUAAACACUGCACCGCCUGCAGGAAGCCCAUCACAGCAGGUGGAGUGAACUAUCAGGAUCAGCCGUGGCACUCGGAGUGCUUGGUGUGUGUGGUGUGUGUGAAGCCUUUGGCUGGAACUCGCUUCACCUCUCAUGAGGAGAAACUCUACUGCGUCGACUGUUACAAAACACACGUGGCCAAGAAGUGCAGCAGCUGUCAGAACCCCAUCACCGGUUUUGGAAAAGCCACUAAUGUGGUGAACUAUGAGGGAGGAACGUGGCACGAUUACUGCUUCACCUGCAAGAAGUGCGCUGUGAACCUUGCUGAGAAACGCUUCAUCUCCAAGGACGGAAACAUCUACUGCAGCGACUGCGCCAAGAAACUGUAGAGGGACAAAGAACGAGAGAAAUUCCAUAAACAUGAAUAAGAUUUCUGAUUUAUCCGCUUUCAUUUAACUCUCAUAUCAUAUCAUUCUGCUGAGUGUCACUGAAGGAGAUGUAACUUCUAAUGUCUGUGUGUGUGUGUGUGUGUGUGUGUGUGUGUGUGUGUGUGUUUGUGUGUGUGUGUAAGAGAGAGAGAGAGCUUUAUUGCAGAGCCCUAGGCCUCAUGAUAGAUAUAUUACUCACCACUUCAAAUCACGCAUGCUUCUUACGCACUGAAACUGUGUGUGUGUGUGUGUGUGUGUGUGUGUGUGUGUGUGUGUGUGU